CUAUGAUAUGUACGGUAUAGAAAUACUACAGAAUAUAUUAUUAAUCCACAGCUACACAUUGGGAGUGAUUGGCUCACAUACCGAGAUGGAAACCUAAUAAUCAAAAUGGAAGAUUGGCAGAAAUGGACACGGCGGAACCAUAAUGCUCAUGCUAAUAAAAAACCGCCACAAUUCCUAUUCUUCCCAAAUAGAACAGCAGGUCAAACCUACUUCAUCACUAUCGUUACCGGGAUUGCUAUAAUGUCACUGUCCUAUGGGCUUUUAAAAACCGCUGAAGGAAGUCAGGAUAAGUUAGCUCGGUCUCUGCAGGCGACUACGCGGAUACGUACCUGCGAUAUCAACAACGAAUAUGAAGCCAUAUUCCGCCAACGCGAGGAGCAGAAUAGACUACAACGACAACGGAAGUAUAUCUACGGUAACAAGAAGCCAGCAGUGGCAGUCAUGAUAUCUGACCCAGAGCUACGAAAUAACGAGCGAAGCGGACACCUGGACGGUAGUAUCCCAACCAAGUGAAUGGCACUGAUAGCACUAUU
This is a messenger RNA of Babesia bovis T2Bo, 533 nucleotides long. Its product is annotated as putative integral membrane protein. The transcript is spliced from 2 exons. Bases 106 to 513 code for a protein of 135 amino acids. The record is from RefSeq and is a predicted model, not a curated record. Lineage: Eukaryota; Apicomplexa; Aconoidasida; Piroplasmida; Babesiidae.